Messenger RNA from Xiphias gladius (swordfish), 1294 nucleotides. RefSeq names its product C1q and TNF related 5 (gene c1qtnf5). The record is from RefSeq and is a predicted model, not a curated record. Bases 134 to 886 code for a protein of 250 amino acids. Gene Ontology annotation, molecular function: protein binding. The transcript has 3 exons. NCBI's taxonomy places the organism in Eukaryota, Metazoa, Chordata, Actinopteri, Istiophoriformes, Xiphiidae.
CUCUCUGGUUGGGAGAAACAGCUUUAGCUGGAUUCACCUCGGGACUCACAAGCAUCAGCAGCAGCAGCAGCAGCAGCAGCAGCAGCAGCAGCAGCAGUUUUCACUUCCCUACAUCAGCCACCUUGACACUGCAAUGACCUCACUCAGGCUGUUACCCUUGCUGCAGUCCCUUCUCGUCCUACAAGUCCAUCUUUCCGACCAGUUGGAAGACAACAAGAUCCCUCCCAGUCUGUGCACUGGUCACCCCGGUAUCCCCGGCUCCCCCGGAGUUCAUGGCAGUCCCGGUCAGCCAGGGAGAGACGGGAGGGACGGGAGAGAUGCUGCUCCGGGGGAGAAGGGACAGAAGGGGGACAGGGGAGACCAAGGUGAGACAGGAGUGCGAGGCCUGACCGGAGACAGAGGUGACCCAGGAGAAAAGGGGGAGACGGGACAGCCAGGAGAGUGCGCUGUGGCCCCCAAAUCUGCCUUUAGUGCCAAACUGUCCGAGGGCCACGCUUUACCCCUCACUGUGGGCGAUGCAGUCUGCUUCAACAACAUUGUGCUGAAUGAACAGGGCGACUACAACACAGAGACGGGGCGCUUCACCUGCAAAGUCCCUGGAGUCUACUACUUUGCCGUCCAUGCCACAGUCUACCGUGCCAGCCUGCAGUUUGACCUGAUGAAGAAUGGACACACGGUGGCAUCUUAUUUUCAGUUUUAUGGAAACUGGCCCAAACCGUCAUCUCUGUCGGGUGGCACCCUGCUCCACCUCGUCCCUGGCGACCAGGUGUGGGUCCAGAUGGCUCUGUCAGAGUACAAUGGAUUUUACUCCAGCACCAAGACAGACAGCACCUUCACCGGCUUCCUGGUGUACUCAGACUGGAAAAACUCUGCUGUGUUUGCAUGACAUGUGCUUAUGAACAAAACAAAGUCAUAUUCCCCUAUGGGAAAUGAACCACAACCUAUUUUUUUUGUGCCUGUUUUAGUUUCCUAAUUGAGACAUUCUGGAUAAUGACAAGUGAUUCAGCUUUGACGUCGUGCAGCUGUAUUUGUGUAAUAAGUCAAAAAACACACCAGACAAUGUUACUUGGGUGGCACAUACCGUACUGGUGAAGUGUGAGGUCCAUACACUGAGCAGUAAAUGUUAUUCAGUGUCUGUUCUUCAGCCGAGGCUUUUAAACUGUUGUGACAUUUAAUUCUUGUACCAGAUGUUGAACGGCCUCUAGCCAACUCCAGGCCGCAAAUUCGAGCUGCUUUUAUGCUAUUAUUGCACUUUGUUUCUCAUCAGUUUCUGCACAGUGAAGAUGAAACACGA